AAGAGGUAUAAAACGUGAAAACAGAGCCCGGCCUUCAAAGUUGAACGAAAUCAUUUUAUUUUUUCUGUAACCAAAAAAUCAGAGCCUCCGUUGGCAGAAGAAGAAAGAAAAACCCCACAACAUCAACAGCCGCCAUGAAAAAGCUCUACAACAAGAAAGGCAAAGUCCACCCAUCUCCAUCGCCGCCCUCCAUAGCCGAUCCUCUGGCUCUGCUUCCCGCAGCCAUUCUCACCCUAACCGCAGCCCUCUGUGAAGAAGACAAGCAGGUCCUCGCCUACCUCAUCUCCUGCACCAACAACAACAACAACUCAGGCCGCAAAUUCUGCACAACCCAUGAGCCCAACAGAAGCGGAGGCGAGGCUGGUGGGCCCCGGCCCCACCUGCACCCUCCUCUGUUCCAGUGCGACUGCUUCAGGUGCUACACGAGCUUUUGGGCGCGCUGGGAUGCUUCGCCCAAUCGCCAGCUGAUACAUGAGAUCAUAGAGGCUUAUGAGGAGAGGCUGGCGGAGAAGAAGAAGAAGCUGAGGAGCUCAAAGGUGAGGAAGGCAGAGAGAAGGAAGAUGAACAAAGUUGGUGAUGAUGAAUUAAUUAAAGGCAGCAGGGGAAAUGGUCACAUGGGUUCUGGGGAAUUAGGGCAAGUGAUGAUGGAAGAGGUGGAGGUGGGCCCAGAUGUUGUUGUUGUUGAAAUGGACGGUGGUGAUUGCUCUGGUGAUGAUGAAGGCUCUGAAGUCGGGAUGGAGAAGGGGACCAUGAGGAGGCUGGUGAGUUUCAUUGGGGACAGGAUUUGGGGUGUUUGGAAUAGGGCUUAGUUCUGUCCUCAACACAGAUAAGUUCCUAAUUACCAAAUUAUUUUCCUGUUUCAAUUUUUUUUUUUUAAUCCCUUUUUGUAAAUUAUCCGUCUCUUGUUAAUUUGGGUUUUGGUUUUGGUUUUAGUUCUUCUUGUUUUUUUUUUCCAAGAUAGUUUUACUAGAUUGGAUAUAAAUUCCAAUCUGGUGCUUAAUUUUGGAUUAUUGGAAGGGUGUUCCUCUUGUAAAUGAUCUGUGUUUCGCUUCAUAUGUGAGAUUGAUGAUGUAUGAUUCAUCUGCAAUAACAUUUUUGCAGCAUUUAUCCUUCUGCAUUGAGGUCA
This is a messenger RNA of Prunus dulcis (almond), 1126 nucleotides long. RefSeq lists its product as uncharacterized. The transcript has a single exon. The record is from RefSeq and is a predicted model, not a curated record. NCBI's taxonomy places the organism in Eukaryota, Viridiplantae, Streptophyta, Magnoliopsida, Rosales, Rosaceae. Bases 135 to 809 code for a protein of 224 amino acids.